GGGUCUUACAGGUAAUUUGUCUUAUGAAUAGAAACCUUCAGUAGCUGCUUCUAUGGACUGUUGUGUGUGUGUGUAUGCGCAUGUAGUACAUAUUACAUUACAUUACAUUGUUACAUUGUUACAAUACAUUGUUUCUUUCCUCAGGUACUCAUGUGACAACCGGGUGAUAAGGAUGAUGAGGGAGAGGACACUGGGCAACAGUGUUACCCAGCUGUACAAGAAGCUGAACGAGCAGCACAGUGAGGCGUGGAUGCAGCGCUUCCUGCAGUACCUGACAGCUUGCGAGCCGUUUACAAGGUCUGCAAUCAUCUGCCCAGUAUUUGCAGAUCCCCCAGCCUUACCUGCCAUCCCAAAACCGAAGUGGCUGUUGGCCGUGUUUGCCAGAGAUGUCCUUGGGAGGCUGAAUGAAGUGAAGGCCAAAAUUACAAACACCUUUGGCUCUGUCCUCAAGAUGGACUCCACGAAAAAGAUCACCAAAAAGCUGUCUGGUGCCGCUGCAGGUACAGCUGCUUGGUGUACAAACGUGGGAAAUGAGUACGGCCAAGUACUCACUUCAGUCCUGACGGCCUCCGAGGGACAUGCUCUGGAUGGGAUGGCAACAGGCCUAAUGAAGCGGUACAGGGAGGCAGGUGUAGCUCCACCCGACAUUAUGUACGUGGACAGAGACUGCUGCAGUGGGGCAGUGAACAGGAUGUUUGCCGACUGGGAUGAGCUCCAAGUGCGCCUUGACGUGUGGCAUUUCAUGCGCCGCUUUGCCGCAGGUGUCAACACAGAGGCUCAUCCCCUGUAUGGCAUUUUUAUGAUGCGCCUGUCCAAGUGCAUCUUUGAGUGGGAUCCCGAGGAUGUGUCUGCUCUUCGUGAAGCUAAGAAGAGCGAGCUGGCGGCGAAGGGCAUCCUGGACAUCACAGAGGAGGCUCUCAAUGCCCGGAUAUCUCGGAGGGAGUUGGCGCUGCACUGUCGGAGGAGGACCAGGGGCGUGGAGGAGACCUCCAGACUGCUUGAAGCAUUGAUCAGUCUGUUUGACAGCCCAGCUGGGAAGGACACUCUGGGUGUUCCUCUGCUCGACCACGAACGGAUCCAGGGAAUAUGGAAGGAUCAGAAGAAGCACGUGGCCUGCAUCCAGGACCCAGACUUCCCCCUCUACAUUAAAACGGGCACCCUGAAGAAAGGCGACGUGGUGCUCAACUGCUACAGGUGUGCCCGUGGCUCCACCUCCCUGGAGUCUUUCCAUCUUCACCUGACUAGGUUUAUCCCAGGUGUGCAAGAUGUAGCCGAUUAGGCUGACGAGGGACGCGUGGGUCCACCUGAUGCUCCUUCAAAAUGACCUGGCUCUUUUUUCU
Messenger RNA from Neoarius graeffei (lesser salmon catfish), 1340 nucleotides. RefSeq lists its product as uncharacterized. Bases 53 to 1279 code for a protein of 408 amino acids. The transcript is spliced from 3 exons. Lineage: Eukaryota; Metazoa; Chordata; Actinopteri; Siluriformes; Ariidae. The record is from RefSeq and is a predicted model, not a curated record.